AAAAUUCGCGGAAUAGCUGUCAAAAUUCUUAUCGAUACCUUACAUUCAUCCCUUUUUAUUUUAUCAUGUAGAUCAAAAUACAUUAAUAUAUCCAUCUAUAUUAUUAUCGAAACACAUGAAUUAUGGUAUAAAUGUAGCUUAUUCUAUACAUCUGCUUAUCAGCUGCCAGGAUUACAGAAUUCUUUGACAUAAUCUCCUAUCUCGAACUAUCGCAUGGCCUCUCAUUAGGGUUUACAUCAAGCUGAGUUUAAAAAUUUGGUUUUGAAGUCUUAACGAUUGAAUCUUUGAAAGGUCAUUAUAAAAAAUGAAGGUUUUAGAAUUAUAUAGCGGUAUAGGCGGGAUGCAUUUUGCUUUUAAAGCAUCUCAACCCGUGUAGCAUCAAAUGGUGGAAUGCUUGGCGAAUUGGAAACAGGAAGUGGUUAUGGCCUAAUCAAGGUACUAUGUGGAAACAGGAAGUGGUUUCUGGAUGGACUGAGGAAAACCAAGAGAAACCUGCCAAUAUUCAAAUCAUGCACAUCCCAAAAUACCAGUCUAGAGUGUUAAUGCUACACCAUCCUGCUUGGUAAAAAAAGUGGUAUUAUUGGUGAAGUAAAGGUAGCUGUGGAUAUCAACACCAUAGCCAAUAAAGUGUAUCAACAUAAUUUUCCUGAUACAAAAUUAUUACAGAGGAAUAUUCAGUCUCUUUCAGUGGAUGAAAUAAACGGCUAUGAUAUUGAUACGAUUCUCAUGAGUCCUCCAUGUCAACCUUUUACAAGGGUUGGUUUGAAGAGAGACAUAUCAGACAAUAGAACUUGUUCAUUUAUCCAUCUUCUACGUAUCUUUCCACAUCUUAAUACAAAGUGGAAAUAUUUAAUCAUUGAAAAUGUAAAAGGCUUUGAGAAAUCUGAAGCUUGCAAAGCACUAAUUAAAAUUCUUGAGGAUUUGGACUUCUGCUACCAGCAGUUUAUUCUUAGUCCAUCCAUGUUCUCAAUUCCCAAUACCCGGCAUCGGUACUACCUCAUUGCAAAGAGAAGGCCUCUUUACUUCAACUUCCCACUGCAGCCUCAUAUUAUGGAAAGCCUGCCUGUUCCUUUAAACACAGCCUGCAGCUUUGCAGGAACAGUAUAUGAGAAGAUGGCUGCAUUAAAUUCAAAGCAUAAGUGUCUAGUUCAGGGAAACCCAAAGACCUCUGAAGGAACAUGCUAUUAUUUAAACCAUAUUUUAGAGACAGAUAAAUCACCAAACUACUUUGAACAGUUUUAUGUGCCAGACAGAGUGUUAGAAAAGUAUGCAUGGCUUCUGGACAUCGUUGGGCCGCAUUCAACAAGAUCUUGCUGCUUUACAAAAGCAUAUGGACAUUAUGUAGAAGGAACUGGCUCUGUAUUUUCUCCAGCAUCACCAGAUGUAAUUGCCAAUGCAUUUGAACAGAGCCAUUUACAUUCUCGGGAUACUGGUGCACAGUUGGAAUUACUGAGGGGGCUUGGGCUGCGUUAUUUCACACACCGUGAAGUGGCAAGACUUAUGUGUUUUCCUGAUCAAGCUUUCAGUUUACCUAGUGAUGUUACAAUAAAACAGUCUUACCGCAUACUUGGUAACAGUCUUAAUGUGCAUGUUGUUGCAUUGUUACUUCUACUGAUGACUGCAGGAGACAACACUGCAUGUUGAUUGCACAUUCAUCCAAAAUGGUGCUUGCUGAAAGAUAUGGUUUGUGCCACCUUGAACAGUUUGAUUAUUGAUGUAUGAAAUCAAAACUUUAACAGUAGAAAAAUAAUUUGGGUAAUAAGAUUAAGAUUUACAUGUGCAAAAUGCUUCCAUGGCAUUUCGUAACAUUGCUAUUUGAAGUGAUAAAUGAAGAUGUACCAGGCAUGUAUUUUUACAAUACAGUUUGUGCUUUAUAUUUGCAGGAAAUCUAAAUAAAAUGCUUGAUUGCAUUAAAGGUAC
Cryptotermes secundus is the source of this 1920-nucleotide messenger RNA. RefSeq names its product tRNA (cytosine(38)-C(5))-methyltransferase (gene Mt2). Bases 727 to 1644 code for a protein of 305 amino acids. The record is from RefSeq and is a predicted model, not a curated record. NCBI's taxonomy places the organism in Eukaryota, Metazoa, Arthropoda, Insecta, Blattodea, Kalotermitidae. The transcript is spliced from 5 exons. Gene Ontology annotation, molecular function: methyltransferase activity.